Molecule: messenger RNA, 811 nt
Organism: Suillus bovinus
Lineage: Eukaryota; Fungi; Basidiomycota; Agaricomycetes; Boletales; Suillaceae
Exons: 7
Coding region: 223-756 (177 amino acids)
Source: RefSeq, a predicted model, not a curated record
AAUCGCUUAUCGUCUCUAUGGCUCAUUGUCGCUCCCUCACACCGAGUCAAUGGCUUUGCUCUUAUUGGGAUGCGUCAUAGGACUGAUAAUAGACUAGUGACCUCAGCUCCCAACCGUAUAUUCGGGCGGAUCAACAGAUCUCUCCGCGCAAACGCAAAGCGAGAUUCAUUACUGCAAUGAUUAAAUUCCGUCUUGACCCUUCAAAACUUAUAAUCAUCUAUCAUGGUUGCUGAAUCUGACAUGGUCUUUCGCUUUGUCAAUGUGAACGACACCAGCGCCGACAUGCGGUCAUUUCGAGUGUAUCAGGUGAUAGGAACAGCAGCACGCGAGGAAUUGGAACUAUACAAGUUUUCACAUUCAAUGACCGGUUCUCCUGGAGGAACCACAACUUAUCAGCGGAAAAAUAUGAACAGUUUGAUCUUUGAGACUGUUGGACAGAUCAGCUGGAGCUCAAACGUUAUAGCCUCCGCCGUGCAUUUUGGUUUGGAGGAGGUUUCUGUCAAGGAUCUCCGCAAGGUCAAAAAUGCGACCAGCCAUUCACGCAGAUUUAAAUCCGGUGUCGGUGCCGGAUAUAAGUGGAAGAUAUCUGAGAAUAGGACUGACUUAUACUGUAUCGAUUCGCAAGACAAAUACAUUGCAUCGUGGUCAAACCACGAGAGGAUCCUACGAGUGACCCCACGCGCCAGCGCAAUGUUAGAUCGGCUGGUGGUGACUUGCUUCCUGAAUGUGUGGUUCAAGCAACUUGGGCGGUGGUAACGAGGUCGUCAACCAUUUUUAGUACACUGAAAUACCUCCAUUACUACUCGCCUCU